CUUCCCCCCAUCGCUUUCCUUACUCCCACGCUCAGAACAUACACUUCUCAGGAAUUCUUGCUUCUUUCCAAAUUUGAUUGAUCAUACACAUACAUUUCUAGCAUCAACCCCGCCGGUCUCCUUCCAAGAUGUCGCUCGAAGCUACCAUGAUCAUUGUCGACAAUAGCGAAAGCAGCAGGAAUGGAGAUUAUACCUCGACACGAUGGCAAGCUCAGAUCGACGCCGUGAGCGUCAUUCACACCACUAAGAUGCGCGUGCACCCUCAGUCUGCUGUCGGCCUUAUGAGCAUGGGUGGAAAGGGUCCCGAGGUCCUGUCGACAUUUACCACCGACUUUGGUGGUAUCUUGGCCGGUCUGCAUCGCACGAAGAUCCAUGGCACUGCCCACCUCAGCUCCAGUAUACAAGUGGCCGGUCUUGCCCUCAAGCACCGCUCCGAGAAGUCCCAGAGACAGCGCAUCAUCGUGUUCUCCUGCUCCCCCAUCGAAGAAGACGAGAAGACAUUAGUGAAGCUGGCCAAGAAGAUGAAGAAGAACAACGUUUCCAUCGACGUGAUUGCCUUCGGAGAUCUGGAGUCCGAUCAGACUAAGAAACUGGAGGCAUUUGUCGAGAACGUCAAGGGUGGCGACGGCUCUAACCUCGCCAUCAUUCCCCCGGGCCCCAACUUGCUGAGUGAGGAGCUUCAGGUCACUCCCAUCCUCGGUGGGGACAGUUCCGGUGCCGAUGGUGCAGGUCCUGAAGGCGGUGAUGGCGCCUUUGGAUUCGAGGAUGCGGCUGAGAACGACCCCGAACUGGCAUUCGCCCUCCGUCUAUCUCUGGAAGAGGAGAAGAACCGGCAAGAAAAGGAGAAGCGGGACCGGGAGGAGCAAGAGCGCAAAGCCAACUUGGACAACAUUCCCGAGGAGGGCUCCAGCGGGAGCAAAGACAAGAAAGAGGAUGGUGACAAGAUGGACACUGCUUAAUGUGGAGACCAGAACAACCUCCUGGAUGAUUUGAUGCAUACCCGGCGUUUUUAAUGUACUUUCGUUUUCUUGCUGUAAUUGUAGAAAGCGGUUGGUUCUCCGGCAACUCGCUUUUGAAACGGAUGCGAUCUAAUAUGCAGAUCUAUCGCCAUCGUAACUUGUUGUUCCAUGAUACAAACUAUGACGCCCAGAU
Aspergillus eucalypticola CBS 122712 is the source of this 1152-nucleotide messenger RNA. RefSeq names its product proteasome regulatory particle base subunit RPN10. Gene Ontology annotation, molecular function: polyubiquitin modification-dependent protein binding. The record is from RefSeq and is a predicted model, not a curated record. Lineage: Eukaryota; Fungi; Ascomycota; Eurotiomycetes; Eurotiales; Aspergillaceae. Gene Ontology annotation, biological process: proteasome-mediated ubiquitin-dependent protein catabolic process. Gene Ontology annotation, cellular component: proteasome regulatory particle, base subcomplex; cytosol; nucleus. The transcript has 4 exons. The coding region runs from base 129 to 959 and encodes 276 amino acids.